Molecule: messenger RNA, 1764 nt
Organism: Drechmeria coniospora
Lineage: Eukaryota; Fungi; Ascomycota; Sordariomycetes; Hypocreales; Ophiocordycipitaceae
Product: Lipase 5
Exons: 1
Coding region: 1-1764 (587 amino acids)
Source: RefSeq, a predicted model, not a curated record
AUGAAGUUCCAUGUAGCCUUCACUGGCCUGUUCGUCUCCUCUGCCCUGACGAUACCUACCGAUCUGCCGGCUCCUGCCCUUGGACCUGAGGAAUUACCGUCGCAAGUGCUGAACGAAACUGCGGCAUCCCGCUUGGAGGCGCGAUUCGCCACGGUCAGCGUCAACAUUCCCACCGGAGGCAAGGUCAUCGGUCGGUCGUUGCUGAAUGUCGAAUCCUUCAACGCCAUACCGUUCGCCGACCCCCCCGUCGGCCAACUGCGCCUCCGGCCUCCUCGACGGCUAUCGAAGAAACCUGGUACCGUCGACGGCACGGGCUUGGCGCCAGGAUGCCCGCAGAUGUUCGUCUCCUCUAGCGCCAAGGAUGCGCUCGGCAAGAUCCUCGGGACCCUCUUGGAUAUUCCGCUGCUGAAACCGAUAACCGGCCAGGAGGAUUGUCUCACCGUCAACGUUCAACGCCCUGCCGGCGUCAAGGCCGGGGACAAGCUCCCCGUUCUCUUCUGGAUCUUCGGCGGCGGCUUCGAGCUCGGCAGCACCAACACGUACGAUGCCACGAGCCUGCUGGCCACGGCCGUCGACCAGGACCAGCCGUUCGUCUUCGUCGCCGUCAACUACCGUGUUGCCGGCUUCGGCUUCAUGCCCGGCAAGGAGAUCCUGCAGGACGGCAGUGCCAACCUUGGUCUUCUCGAUCAGCGCAUGGGUCUCGAGUGGGUUGCCGACAACAUCGAGGCCUUUGGCGGAGACCCGGCCAAGGUGACAAUCUGGGGCGAGUCGGCCGGCGCCAUUUCCGUCUUUGACCAAAUGCUGCUUUUCGGAGGGAACGCGACCUAUCGCGGGAAGCCUCUGUUCCGCGGCGCCAUCAUGAACUCGGGCACCGCCGUACCCGCGGACCCCGUCGAUUGCCCCAAAGGGCAGGCCGUCUACGAUGCCGUCGUCGACAAGGCCGGCUGCUCCGGAGCCGCCGACACGCUCGACUGCCUCCGCGGCCUCGACUACGAGACCUUUCUUGAGGCGGCCAACUCUGUUCCCGCCAUCCUGUCGUACAAUUCCGUCGCCCUUUCCUACCUGCCCCGACCGGACGGGAGAGUGCUGACGCAGAGCCCGGACAAAAUCGUGCAGAGCGGCCAGUUUUACGCGGUCCCCUCCAUCGUCGGCGACCAGGAAGACGAAGGGACCAUCUUCUCCAUCUUCCAAGCCGGUGUCAGCACCGUCAACGACAUGGCCGACUAUCUGUCGGAGCUCUUCUUCCACAACGCAACGAGGAGCAAGUUGAAGGAGUUUGUCAGCCUAUACGACCCGGCACUCCUGCAGGGAAGCCCCUUCCGGACGGGCAUCUUCAACGAGCUGUACCCCGGCUUCAAGCGCAUGGCGGCCAUCCUGGGCGAUGUGACCUUCACUCUGACCCGGCGCGUCAUUCUGAAGAGUUUGAGAGUCUCCAAGCCGAACAUGCCCGUCUGGUCCUACAUGUCAUCCUACAACUUUGGCACGCCCGUCGUUGGCACCUUUCACGCCUCGGACAUCCUGCAGGUUUUCUACGGUCUCUGGCCCAACAAUGCAAUGAGAAGCUGCCGUACCUACUACUUCAACUUCCUCUACAACCUGGAUCCCAACAAGGGCGUGACGGGCUACGGAAAAUGGCCCCAAUGGAAGGAGAAGCAGGAACUCAUGUGGUUCAAGACGGCCUCCAAGAACGACAUCCUCAAGGAUGACUUCCGCAGUGGUGCAGGGGCGUGGCUGGAAAAGAAUGUAGGCAUCUUGUACAUUUGA